Seminavis robusta is the source of this 1596-nucleotide messenger RNA. The record is from the annotation of a GenBank genome assembly. Lineage: Eukaryota; Bacillariophyta; Bacillariophyceae; Naviculales; Naviculaceae.
AUGACGGACAUCCAACUAGCCACUGACGGAGAUGAUGACUACAGCUUCCCCCCCGUGGAAAGGAACGCUCGUAGAGUGUCCAUGAGUGAUGAUAGUGUGACGACGCAAGUAGUAGAAGUGAGCAACAAGAAGAGGAGCAAGAAGAAUUCCACCAAAAACCUUCGCAGUUGGGAAGAAAUGUUCUCCGCAUUGCAAGAGUACAAGGAUCACCAUGGCCACUGCAAUGUUCCGUACUACGACAAGGUGGACCGUCAUCUGGGAGAAUGGGUGAACAAGCAACGCAAGAGUCGUGACAGCCUGCCCAAGAACCUUCGUGAUGCGCUUGAUAGCAUUGGCUUUGACUGGCAGUCGACGCAAGACAGAAUCUGGAAUGAGAAACUAGCUCGUCUUCAAGACUUUUACGACAAACACGGACAUUCCUCUGUGCCCUAUCACUACGAUGAUGGUCAUGGGACAGAUCUUGCCAAUUGGGCAUCCAAACAGCGGCAGAUUCAAGUGCAGGGGCGGCUUUCCAAGGAACGUCAUGCCAAACUCUCCGCACUCAAGUUCACGUGGAGAAUGAAAACUCACACGAUCCGCAUAUCUCCCAAGGAGGAAUCCAAGUGGAAGGACAAAUACCAACGGCUUGUCGCCUACAAGAACAAAUUUGGCACUUGUGCUGUUCCCUUUCAGUAUGAACACGACAAAUCCUUGGGCCGCUGGGUCAACGAGAUGAGGACCCAGAACAAACGUGGCGUGUUGCGUCCUGAUCGAAAAGCAUUGCUAGAAGAUAUUGACUUUAUUUGGAGAAUCAAGUCAUUGCCUGGGGAAUGUCCCACCAAGAAAUCCUCCAAGCGAAAGUCAUCAAAAGUACUGCCAUCCCAGAAAGAGAUUGCUCCUACCGAUACAAUCAAUCCUCCCACCAAGCGUGCCAAAAAGAGUCCAUCUACUAGUACUGCCAAUACUAUGACGACUGUAGCACCGGUUAUUGUAUCGGACAGCGACAAUCACAGCAUUGCCAGCCGUGAGGAUACUACGACACCCCUGCAGUACAAUCCUGGUGAGCUUGACUUUGAUCUCAUGUACCGCCGCUUACAAAUCUUUCAACACCAAUACGGCAAGCACGUGGACAUUCCACCGGACUACAGCUCUCUGUCCUUGGGACCGUGGUUGGCGGCCAUGAAGCAGCAAGCACGUGCUGGACAAUUGCCCGAGGACAAGGCUCGCAAACUCCAGGAUGCAGGGAUUGUUUUGGUCGAAGGAGAGAAUCAAAUCUGGGAGGAACGAUUUGGGGAUCUUUGCGACUAUGUGAGCCGUCAUGGACAUGCACAAGUCUCCCAGAAGGAAUACCCCGAGUUGGCAGCUUGGGUGUCUGCGCAACGUCGCCGGUUUUUGCAGAAACGACUCUCGGAGCCUCGCCGGAUUCAAUUGCAGAAUAUUGGAUUUGAACUACAUGUAUCUGCGUCUGGGUUGACAGGUAUUGAAGAGAAAUCAAUGAUGGAUGGUAGUGGGGGCGGUGCAGACGCAAUGCCAACCGCUGGAAAGAAGGAUGCAAUGGACAGUUGCAGCAACCUGGAAGUUGAUGUGUUUGCAGCCGCCGUGUCCUGGACGGCUUGA